Haliotis rubra (blacklip abalone) is the source of this 1968-nucleotide messenger RNA. Its product is annotated as proto-oncogene tyrosine-protein kinase Yrk-like. Gene Ontology annotation, biological process: innate immune response; cell differentiation; cell surface receptor protein tyrosine kinase signaling pathway. The record is from RefSeq and is a predicted model, not a curated record. Bases 101 to 1573 code for a protein of 490 amino acids. Lineage: Eukaryota; Metazoa; Mollusca; Gastropoda; Lepetellida; Haliotidae. Gene Ontology annotation, molecular function: ATP binding; signaling receptor binding; non-membrane spanning protein tyrosine kinase activity. The transcript is spliced from 12 exons. Gene Ontology annotation, cellular component: extrinsic component of cytoplasmic side of plasma membrane.
UUUGCCCUGAUAACGGCAGUUCCGGUCACAGGACGAGCGCUGGCGGUAGCCUUCCUUAUAACUGUACACAACGACUGAGUCUGGCUUGUUUUAAGGAGUAAUGGGCAACAAAAUUACAAGAAAGAAAGGGAAAUCCAAGGCCAAAUCGAAUCCAACUUCAGAAUGUUCCUCGGCUCAUGACCUGGAGGCUGCUCGCAGAAGUCUGGAACCCAACAUUGGCGACGAGAUAAAAGACUGCACUGCCCUCUUCGACUUUGAAGGCUACCAUGAAUGUGACUUGGCCUUCAAGAAAGGGGAUCACUUCUAUCAUGUUCGCUCCUUGCGGGAUCGGGAGGAUUGGCUGUUGGCGACACAUUCGAAUAAUCGAGACCGAGGCUUCGUACCACGUGACUACGUUUCUGAAGAUUCCGUGCCCAGCUACUACAGAACCAUGGGAAAGCUCGAUCGAGAACAGCUGUUGCUGAGUGACGGAGUAUUGAAUGGAACAUACAUCAUUAAACAGGCGUCAUCUGGGUACGUCCUGGAAGUGCGCCUCACAGAUACAGAAAGUAAAGAGUCCCGGGUAAAGAGGUACAAGAUCCGAGAGGGCAGAGACAAGUGCCUCUUCAUUUCUCCGCAGAAAACGUUCACUUCAGUCACGCAGCUCCUGCAUUAUUAUACAGAGACUGACGGAUCCAUGUGUUGCCGUCUACAAGAAUGUCUUUCACCGCCAAAAGAAACAGUUGGGGCCAGGGACCUUGACAUCAAACCGGCUUCCCUAGUCGUCAUGGACGACAUCGGCAGAGGCACUUAUGGACAAGUGUUCCAAGGUACCAUGAAGGGAACGUUGUCCGUGGCUAUCAAGCUUGUGGAUAUGGAGAUGUUUACCUCUGCUGCACCAGACAACCUAAUGCUGGAAAUCAAGAGAGUUUCAUUACUCCUUUCACAAAACAGUUCCAGAUUUGUACAAAUACUGGGUGUCAACAUGAUCACCACGAACAUGUUCCAGCUAGUCUCAGAGUUAAUGGUUGAAGGCAACCUCAAAGACGUCCUACGUCAAGACCAAGGGCAGACAAUCCACUUCCACCAAUGCGUGAAGAUAGCCAACCAGAUAUGUGAGGGCAUGGCUUUCCUUCAAGAACACAGUGAAACAUUACGCUGCGGACUGAGGUGUACCACCGUUCUUGUCGGGGAAAAUCUGAGGGUCAAAAUUAAUUCUUUUUCACUUGUUAAAGCACCUAUUACGAGAGACAACCAAGCUCUUCGCUGGACCGCCCCUGAAUGCUUGCAGGAGGGAUGCGAGUUCACACCCAAGUCUGACGUUUGGUCAUUCGGGGUUGUCAUGUAUGAGAUCAUCACGUUUGGAGGUCAUCCGUUGAUAGAGGUUGCCCCCAAGGACUUGAUGUCGAUUAUAGCAAGUGGAUACGUGAUACCAAAGCCUGUAAGUGGGAUCCCUUAUGAUGAGGACUUCUGGUACGGCGCCAUGCUGAAAUGUUGGGACAUGGACCCACACAAGCGGCCGUCAUUCGUGUCACUGAAUAACAUGCUGGGCAACUAUAGAUGUCGACUGAGUCGGGUUCCUGACUACAACUGAUGGCAUGGGAUCAGUAAUGUGAAAGAUGACAGCAGCGUACAAGCGACAACAUGCACAGGAGGAUUUAUAGAACAGUGGAACUGAAGCCAUCGACGGGAUAUCGUCUGUAACAACGAUUGUCAGGAUAAUUGAACAUUGUUUAUGUUGUCUAUGUAUAUAUGUUUGUAGACGUCCAUUGCAAUCGUACAGGUAGCGAGUGUCCUGACUAUCGGGGUGUAACAAAAUUUGGACAACAGAAAGCAUACACUUGAAUACUGUCUUUGGCCAAAACACACCAAAGGUAGUCAAAAGUUAGUGGGCUGAAAACAGUGUCCAAGACUUCUUUGAGUGGCAUUUUAGAAGUGGGAAGUACAAUAUAGACAAACGUUAUGGAUUACAUCUUCUUUAUUUCGUGA